AUGCCACAUCAGCUGCCUUACGAUCAGCAAGAGUCGAGCCCUGCUGCUCCUCCCUUGACCAACAGGCUACCACAAGAGCCACAACCUACCACGACAACUCUUCCCCAGCAACAACAUCAACAACAGAGUCGAUCGUCGCGAGACCUGGCCACACCGUCCUUUCCUCAACAGACAGACCAGCCCCGUCUGCAAAGCCAUCCCAUCCAGACCUCAUCCACUCCUCCAAAGCCCGAACUUGCCCCUGCAGUCCAGAAUUGCGGCAAGUGCGAGUUGCAGAUGCAAGGGUCCUUUGUCCGUGCAUUAGGCGCCACUUACCAUCUCGACUGCUUCAGGUGUUUGGAUUGUGACGAGAUUGUCGCCUCAAAGUUCUUUCCCAUUACCGAGGCAGACGGCCGACAAUACCCUCUCUGUGAACGCGACUACUUUCGCCGGCUGAACAUGGUUUGCCAUUCCUGCGGUGAAGCCCUCCGGGGAAGCUACAUCACCGCGCUGGACCACAAGUACCACAUCGAGCACUUUACCUGUUCUGUCUGCCCGACUGUCUUUGGACCACAGGACUCGUACUAUGAACAUGAUGACAAGGUCUAUUGUCAUUACCACUAUUCGCUCUGUUACGCCGCCAAGUGCGCUGGCUGCAGGACCGCUAUCCUCAAGCAAUUUGUCGAGAUCAAUCGAAACAGCCAGGACGAGCAUUGGCAUCCCGAGUGCUAUAUGAUUCACAAGUUCUGGAAUGUCAAGCUAUCCUUUACAUCCGAGGGGGAAGAAGAGCAGAUAAAGUCCGAGGAGGAAUGCAUUGAGGACUCGACAACAGCAGCCGCAGGAAUUCUCUCCUCACGGACAAGUAUGGAGCAAAAAUCACCGGAGGAACUCAAGCGAGCCCAGCAGCACAUGGAGGAGAAAGUAUACCAGAUCUGGACAGUUCUUUCUGCGUUCGAAGAGUCGUCAGCAGGAUGCAUCUCUGAAAUGCUGCUUCAUGUGUCCAACGGCGCAUAUUACGACGGAGUUCAAAUGGCCGAAAAGUUCAUCCUUCACGUCGAGAUCUUGUUCAGCGCUAUCGAUGAUCUCGAGGCCCAGAUGAAGGAGGUCGGCGACAAAAACGAUCUGGGUCAUGGCCGUGAAGCCAAGAUGCUCUGUAAAAAGAUCGUCAACUUCUUCUCGUUGCUCUCCCAUACCCAGGAAAGCGGCGUCCGGCGCCUUGGUAUGACCCAGGAAUUACUUUCCCUCGUCACAGGACUCGCCCACUACCUCAAGAUCCUGAUCCGUAUCGCCCUCACAUGUGCCCUCAAGCUGGAACGCCAAUAUCACUCCACAACAGUCAUUGCGCGCUUCCUCAACAAACUCAUGGAACUUGCCAACAAGGACAAGUGUCUACAGGAUUUACAUGGAAAGAACAGCAUCGAUGCUGAGGUGACCUCGGACUUGUGUCUCUCCUGUCGGAUCACUAUCGAGGACGAAUGCUUCACAUUCGACCAUCACCAUCGUUGGCACCCAAAGUGUCUGGUCUGCUCAGGAUGCGCCAAACCUCUCGCCUCUGUUUACUACGACGCCUUAUUCGAUACAACCCAUGGAUCUGUCCUUUGUCAGCAAUGCAAGACGCCCGAUUCCGAAAUCGGAUUCUCUCAUGUCACAAAGCUGGAGCAGUACACUUUCCUCCUGCGCGUUGCCUUGAUCCGUCUGGAAAACCUGCUUCAUCUGAAAGGCGACGACUCAGACCUAGGAGUUGAUCAGCGUGGACGCCAUCUUGGAACAGCUUCUACAGCAGAUCCCCUUUCGCCACCAGGAGUUGUAAGGAAGGAUUCUCGCUCGAAAUCGUACUCUUCAGACGAUAAUCGACAGUAUGAGCCAAUUCACCUGGGCGACAUCAAGCGUGUCAAGUCGACUCAUCUGGAUCGGAAGCUUUCAAACUCGGCGCGGAUUGCAAGGAGACAGACGGUUAUUGAGCAUCAACGACGACGACCUCCAGGCGGAGACGCCGGCGUCAGCGAAGCAGAGGAAGGUCACAGACAUUCGAUUCACACGGAUCCUGAAGUCUCUAUGUUGGAGUUUGAAAUUAUCGACGAGUCCGAGAUCACGAACGAUGAGGACGAUGCCGCGCAGGAUGAGCGCCGUAAAUCCGCAGCGCCAUUGACCCUUUCGGAUCUAACGGACAAGCUACGUAUCACGGCGGCUACGAAUGGAUCGCCUAACGCAUCUCUCAGGGCGCGGUCGGGACAUGGAUCGGCGCAUGGAUCGCAACACCUUCUGCUACCCAGCAGCUCGAAUCGCAAGCGACAGUACCUGAAUGAGCUGUCGGCUCUGGAGCUGUUUAUUGUCAAGCACCUCGCUGUUCUGAUGCUGGCGCCUGUGGUUUCAGAGUACUUUACACCCGAGGAACUCUUGGACUUGAUUGGGCAGCGCAAACAGACGCUCUGGGGACGGUUUGUCAAGGGCCUCAAGACUGACAAGAAGAAGCCUAAAGAGGGAACCUUUGGAGUACCACUUGAGCUGCUUGUGGAGCGGAAUGGGGUGGAUUCAGCCUUGGGAGCAGGGCCUGGCCGUAUUCGUAUCCCCAGUUUCGUUGACGACAGCAUUUCAGCAAUGCGUAACAUGGAUAUGUCUGUGGAGGGCGUGUUCAGGAAGAAUGGAAACAUCAGAAGGCUCAAGGAGUUGAGCGAGGCGAUCGAUAAAGAUCCGGCCGCGGUGAACUUGAGCGAUGAUAACCCUGUGCAAGUCGCUGCACUUUUGAAGAAGUUUUUGCGUGAUCUUCCAGACCCACUCUUGACAUUCAAGCUCCACCGCCUGUUUAUCGUCUCUCAGAAGAUGGAGGAUGAGGGUAUCCGAAAGAUGAUCCUCCAUUUGACAUGCUGCCUGUUGCCCAAGGCGAACCGCGACAGCAUGGAGGCGAUUUGCUUGUUCUUGCGUUGGGUCGCGUCAUUUUCUCAUGUGGAUGAGGAAACUGGUAGCAAGAUGGAUCUCCACAACCUGGCGACGGUCAUUACUCCCAAUGUUUUGUACUCAAAAUCCAAGGACCCUAUCAAGGACGAGAGUUUUUUGGCCAUUGAGGCUGUCAUGGGUCUACUUGAGUAUCAGGACGACUUUUGUGUGGUACCAGAGGAUUUGUCGCUAAUUCUGAGCGAUCAGGAUUUGGUCGAAUCGUCAACGGAUCUGUCUUCUAAGGAUAUCCUGAAACGAUGCGAGAACCUUGUCAAGGCCAAGGUCAAAAAGUCGCACUCCGUUGGUGACCUCUACCAGGACCACACGCCUGGUCAAGGACAGAACCAGCAGACGAACGGGAACCACCACGAAGGAGUGAUUCAUGGAACUCUUACAGCAAAGCCAGACAUCCAUUUUCAGACACCAGAAGGACACGGAAGCGUUGUUAGAGAGGCAUCUGUCCCUGUGAUGAUUCAGCAGCCAGGUCCAAAGUCGACCCACCAUCACCACAACAGCCACCACAACAACUACAACCACAGGCAUAAUCACCAUCCUCACGGACUUUCGACUUCUAACCCAUCGCCCUCUACGUCAUCGUCGAUGGGAGCUAUGCGGAUACCCGAGCGACUCCCCACCGUGGCAGUUGACGGGGGAAAGGGCGCUACACCCAUGUCAUUAUAG
This is a messenger RNA of Linnemannia hyalina, 3594 nucleotides long. The record is from the annotation of a GenBank genome assembly. NCBI's taxonomy places the organism in Eukaryota, Fungi, Mortierellomycota, Mortierellomycetes, Mortierellales, Mortierellaceae.